GCCGUUGCCCGUGCCCGUGCCCGCGCCCGCGCAGCGCCGCAGCAGCUCGUCCCCAUGGCUAACAUGGAGUUGUUCGGUGCGCAGCAGCCGCAGGCCGCCUCCGGUAACGGGGCGACGGACGGCGCCGAGGAAGACCCUGCCGCUGCCUUCCUGGCGCAGCAGGAGAACGAGAUCGCGGGCAUCGAGAACGACGAGGGAUACGGCAUCCUGGAGAGCGGCGACGUGCCGGAGGCGCUGCAGGCGGCGGAGGGCUUCGACUCCGGUGCUGUUGAUGGAGUGAUGAAUGGAGUUGUCUAUCAGGUAAGAUACAAGUAA
Molecule: messenger RNA, 315 nt
Organism: Lagopus leucura (white-tailed ptarmigan)
Lineage: Eukaryota; Metazoa; Chordata; Aves; Galliformes; Phasianidae
Product: clathrin light chain A-like
Exons: 2
Coding region: 55-315 (86 amino acids)
Source: RefSeq, a predicted model, not a curated record